GUUAAGAGGUGGACAUCGUAUCAUGGCUUCAAAAGAUCAAGGGUCCCUCGCAGCAUACCGUGUCAGUGCACGCCCACCCAAUACCCCUCCCAUUUGAGAAAAAUCCCUGGGUUUCCGGAAAUUAACAAACUCGUGAUGUCAGGAGGGUAACAGGGGAAACAUCUAGCUAGCGUUCGGGUUUUGGACAAUGUUAAACAACUUGAAAACGAUUUCGGUUCGCUGCCAUGUGAAAUACGGAAGAGAAUGGAUAUAUCAAAACUGACAAAGUACGGACACUUUUUCUUGCGUGUGUGGACUGUCCCAUCUCUUCUCAUGGAAGUCAUGUCAAGCUAAAGGACUCAGGAAUUCGGAUUUGCAGCGUCUGCUAGCUUUAUAGCUAUAACGCUUCUCCUGUCCCAGUUAAUAUGACGCGACUUGCUCUUGAUCAAGUGACAGAUUUUGGUGAUUUUACAAAAGGUAAAGAUUUAAAUGAGUUUUUAAAGCACACUUUUUUAAACAAUUCUUCAAAAAAUGGUUUGUCGGACGUUAGAAUCAGUCCUGAUGGACGCCACAUCCAUGUCAUUCUUCGUAAACCUAAGUGUGGUCUAAUGACAUUUGACAAAUUUCAGAGACCACAUUUAAUACAAUGUCAGAAGUAUCUUGAUUUAGUAUUAACCAAAACGGCACCAAUCGUGGACGUCGUUUAUCUGGACAACAACAAAGACAGUGGUGUUGCAGUACUAAUUGUGGUAUUCGAAAACGGCAAGGCGGAAUUCUGGAAAUUUUCGGAACGGAAAUCAGGUUGGCAUUUGCUACAAGCUGUGGACCUAUGCAAUUGCCCCCGAGCCCGAGUCGUAUCAGUCUGUGUCAGUCUAAAUUUCAUUGUGUGGUGUGAGGAGAGGCCUCCGUCGGAAAGCUCAUCUGCCGUCAAUGCAAACCGCAAUAACUUCAGGUACUGCAUCUGCAAAAGAACCUUUGAAGUGGACGAAGGGGGUAUCAACCUAGGAGGGGUCAAAAUCGCACUGCACAACAAUCCCCGUUACAUGGUAAUCAGCUCAGGCGAGAAUGUUUACCUGUUUUCGGAUGAUGCCAAGGAUAAAUCUCUAGGGACUGUCUCUAAAUUUUCCUGACGUGGUCACCUCAGAAUGACUUGUUUAGAGUCAGCUCCACAUGUGAGGGUGUUCUGCAUCAGAGGGCCUCUCCCGCGAACCGGGAGUCUGAUUUCAAGGGCCUCGUCACAGACUGCAUAGGAGCUCUUUCAGCCAUCAGCCCACCAGCCAUAUAUGGAUUUGCGUCGAUGGGAAGCGGCGGCAUCCUGUUCCUCCUCGGCACAGGGUGGGUGUGUGAGGUGCAGAAGGACGGAGUUCUGCGGCACGUGUACAAACUGCCCGACAACUGCCUCGCGAGUUGUGGAACGCACAACAGCCUGAGCGUUUAUCGCGACGUCUUAGCGCUGACCGUGGGCCGGACGCUGUACUUGAUUGACACUAAAUGUGGCCGGGAGCUGGAAAAGAUCCCCCUGAAGAGGGAGAGCCUCUUGUUCGUGAACCACCUGGAGAACGACACCCCACACUUGCUCUCCGACACGGGCCUGUUUGUGGUGAUGCGCAGGGAGGCAGACCUGAAGAACAAACAGUCCCCCGGCCACGCCGAGAUGCUCAGCUCCAGUGCGGUUCUCGUGGAGGCCGUCUUUGAAGAGGCCUGUAAAUACUACCAACAGAGGAGCCUUGGAAGCACACAGCUGACCGCCGAGAGGCUGAAGAAAGGGGGCAUGUUUCAGGCUCCGAUCUCCCUGGCCGCCAUCCUCAGGGACUACCUCGGCGGUCUGAAGCCCACUGACAUCGCAAAGGGCAAUGGUGGUAGCGAGAAGUUGCUGUGCUCCCUGGAUAGCGAGCUGAAGAGUUUGGUUGCACUGGAGAGUAUUAAAGCGACUCUGGUGACGGCCUCGGAGAAGGACCUGGAGGGCCUGGGCGAGACCCUGGUGCAGCAGGAGGUCAGCAGGCUGCUCGGCUCCGACGUGGACCGGGAACACCUGCUCUACCUGAACUUCGUCUUCCAGACCUUCCCCAGCGAAGCCUGGCGCGCGCUGCAGGCUGUCCUCCAGCUGCGGUGUAACGGAGAGGGCUCGAUGUCCACCAAAGCCCCCGCCGAGGUCUGGAAGACGGUCCUCGCACCCAUCCAGUCCGUGUCCAAUUUCCACCACCACCACCACCACCACAACGGCCAGCAGAAGCAAGCCCCUGCCAACGUGGCGCUGCCCGUGUUCGAACUGCUCUGCCACUCGGUGUUCCGGUUCCAGCCCAGCUGGCUGCCCCGGUUUCUGGAGCUGGCGCAGCAGCAGGCCGGAUCCUCGUCCUCGUCGUCCACCUGGAGCUACGGGGUGAAGGAGUCGCCGGAGAGCCUUCCCCUCUACAAGCGGGCCCUGACGGUGCUCCCGGACGGCGGCCGGCGGCACCAGGACCUGGAGGUGGAGCUGCUGCUGUGCAGCCAACGGCCCAACGCCGUCAUGCAGGCGCUGCGCAUCCUCAUGGAGGCGGAGCAGUGGGAGCGGGUGACCCGCGUGGCGGAGCGGUUCUGCCGGCAGAGCCCGCUGCUCAACAAGGAGAUCUUCACCACGCUGCUCUGCGAGGUGUCCCACCACCGCAGCCUGGACCCGUACCUGGACCUGCUGUGGGCGCUCUGCCCCGAGGACGUCACGGUCACCAGCAUCCUCAACAUCGUGCUGAAGAACCUCCCCUCCUGCCCCAACGCCCCGGGGCCCGCCGGGCCCUUCCCGUUCCCCAAUGCCCAGGGACCCGCCGGGCCCUUCCCCUUCCCCAGGCAGGGCAGCCAGCUCACCAUCGGGCUCCUGAAGCCUCUGCUCAACAAGGUGCUGCUGCGGGAGACCAAGCCGAGCCAGAGAUACGCCGACAUCCUCCAGUCCCCCACCUUCCCCCCCCCGACCCCCCCGCGACGACAGACCAAAGGGCUCCCCAGGGCUGCGACCGAGCCCGCCCUGGACCGCCACGACUCCAAGCCCGCCCUGGACCGCCACGACUCCAAGCCCGCCCUGGACCGCCACGACUCCAAGCCGAGGACUUCUUCUGGGGCCGGAGUGGCGGCGCCCCUCAAUCCUGUCUAACGGUGCCUUUGUUUUUUUCUCCCCCUCAACAGGCUAUCUGACCAAUCCCCCCCCCCC
Messenger RNA from Clupea harengus (Atlantic herring), 3157 nucleotides. It is a transcript of the gene hps6, whose product is annotated as HPS6 biogenesis of lysosomal organelles complex 2 subunit 3. Gene Ontology annotation, cellular component: BLOC-2 complex; lysosomal membrane. The record is from RefSeq and is a predicted model, not a curated record. Lineage: Eukaryota; Metazoa; Chordata; Actinopteri; Clupeiformes; Clupeidae. Gene Ontology annotation, biological process: lysosome localization; organelle organization; protein localization to membrane.